Molecule: messenger RNA, 3290 nt
Organism: Balaenoptera ricei (Rice's whale)
Lineage: Eukaryota; Metazoa; Chordata; Mammalia; Artiodactyla; Balaenopteridae
Gene: PLPPR2
Product: phospholipid phosphatase related 2
Exons: 10
Coding region: 676-2316 (546 amino acids)
Biological process (GO): phospholipid metabolic process; phospholipid dephosphorylation; signal transduction
Molecular function (GO): phosphatidate phosphatase activity
Source: RefSeq, a predicted model, not a curated record
UUCGGGAUAUGUGGGCCUAGGGUCAGGGGACAGGGUGAGGCUGGAUUUAGUAUAUGACAAGGUCAGGGGUAAGUCUGUCCAGAUACGAGUGGCCAGAUAGGCCCUUGGCGAUCUGGUCUGCUGUCCCUACUGCCCAAAUGGGGAAACUGAGGCCCCUGACCCUCAUCUGCCCUGCGUUCCUCCUAAUAAGAUCAAGCAGCGACCACCAGAACCUGGAACCCACCUGAGUCCCUCUCCUCCCAGGACUCAUCUCCGCCCCUGCCCCCACCAUGGCCUCCCUGCCCCAGCUCUGAGCAGUCCAGAGUCCCCCGGGGCCCCCAGAUCCCCCUCUCCCCCCAGGUCUGCUGUGCACCUGCUGCAGAACUCCUUUGAUGGCCUCGCCAUAUCCUCAGGGGGCCACCCUAGGGCCUGGAGCCUCAGGGGUGAGGAGGGUUGAGCAGCACUCCAGGGUGUGUGUGGGGGGAUCAUUCUCAUCUCCGCCCAGGGUUUCGGCCCGGGGUCACGCUCUGACACCCCACCCUCCUCUUCCUCUCAGCACCCACCAGGGUCCUCCCUCUCAACCUCCAGCCUUCGUUCCCUCCCGAAUCUAUUCUAAAACUCCCUGCCCCAAAGAGCAACAGAGGCCCCGCCCCGGAUCACGCUAAUGAGACUCCGCGAGGCCCCGCCUCACGGGUUAUGCAAAUAACGCUCCCGGAGGCCCCGCCCCUCUCCCCGCCGCGGAGUCUGCGCUGCGCGGCGCGGCGCGGCCCGGCCGGCCGACGGCGUCUUCAUCUCUGCGUUCGCUCGCUGGCCGGCCGUCUGUCUGUCAGUCCCGCCGCACCGGGGCCGUCUAGGUGGAGCCGGGGCUCAGGCGGCGGCAGUCUAGACCCGAGCAAGCCACGUGGAUGGGGCACUGGACCCAGAGUGCCUACCCUUACCUGCCUGGGCCUCAGUUUCCAAAUCUGUGCAAUGGGGGUGACCAUCCCUGCCCUGCUGGCCGCCAGGAGUGGCUGCCCGGCCUUCACCAUGGCGGGAGGGAGACCUCAGCUGAAGAGGAGUUUCUCCAUCAUUCCCUGCUUUGUCUUCGUGGAGUCGGUGCUGCUGGGCAUCGUGGUCCUGCUUGCUUACCGCCUGGAGUUCACGGACACCUUCCCCGUGCACACCCAGGGCUUCUUCUGCUAUGACAGUACCUAUGCCAAGCCCUACCCAGGGCCUGAGGCUGCCAGCAGAGCACCCCCAGCCCUCAUCUACGCCCUGGUCACCGCUGGGCCCACCCUCACGAUCCUGCUUGGGGAGCUGGCACGUGCCUUUUUCCCUGCACCACCAUCAGCCAUCCCCGUCACUGGGGAGAGCACCAUUGUGUCCGGGGCCUGCUGUCGCUUCAGCCCCCCGCUGCGGAGGCUGGUCCGCUUCCUGGGGCAGGUGGUGACCGGCAACCCGACGCCGCACUUCCUGUCCGUGUGCCGCCCCAACUACACGGCCCUGGGCUGCCCGCCACCCUCACCGGACCGGCCAGGGCCCGACCGUUUCGUCACUGACCAGGGUGCCUGUGCUGGCAGCCCCAGCCUUGUGGCCGCUGCGCGCCGCGCUUUCCCCUGCAAGGACGCUGCCCUUUGCGCCUACGCCGUCGCCUACACAGCGAUGUACGUGACGCUCGUGUUCCGCGUAAAGGGCUCCCGCCUGGUCAAACCCUCACUCUGCCUGGCCCUGCUGUGCCCCGCCUUCCUGGUGGGCGUGGUCCGCGUGGCUGAGUACCGCAACCACUGGUCUGACGUGCUGGCCGGCUUCCUGACAGGGGCGGCGAUCGCCACCUUUCUGGUCACCUGUGUCGUGCACAACUUCCAGAGCCGGCCACCCUCUGGCCGAAGGCUCUCCCCUUGGGAGGCCCUGGGCCAAGCCCCCACCAUGGACAGCCGCCUCGAAAAGUUAAGUGUGGCCCAGGAACCCGAGGCCUGCAGGCCGCAUUCGACACCGGCACGGCUCACCCCAUCCAAGCCGCAGAACUGCGCCCACCGUGGCCACCUGAUCCCCAGCUGCGUGUCCUCCAGGGCUCCAGCCAUGUGUUCAUCACCCCGUGUGCCCCGCCCUCGACUGAGGUCUGAGCCAACACCCUUGCCUCUGCCCCUGCCCCUGCCAGCACCAACCCCCAGCCAGGGCCCCUCGCCCUCCUCCCCUGGGCUUGGGGGGCCGGGCGGGGGUGGUGGCCGUGGCCGGAAGCUGCUGCUGCCCACACCCCUUCUGCGGGACCUGUACACCCUUAGUGGACUCUAUCCCUCCCCCUUCCACCGGGACAACUUCAGCCCUUACCUGUUUGCCAGCCGUGACCACCUGCUGUGAGGCCCAACACCCACCCAGAAUCUGCCCAGUCCCCAUUUCUUCCCUGCCACGCGUGUGUGUGCGUGUGCUGUGUGAGUGCCAAAGCCCUUGUCCCCAAUCCAGCCAGGCCCAGACAUCAGAGGAUGGCUGGAAGGACAUCCAGGGGACCCCGUGCCUCUCUUGCCCUCUGGGACAUCCAAGUGGGCAUAAUUGGGAGAUGGGUCCUUGCCUCCGAGGAUUGCCCUUUUAAGGGCCAAAGCCUGAUUCUACUGGCCAUUGCCCAGCCAAUGGGAGUCCCCCAGUUCUCAGAAUUCUGGCCAAAAGGAGUUCACUCCAGCCAAUAGGAGCCUCCCCAUCAUUUCUUAGAAUCCUCAGGCAAGAGGGCAACUCUAGCCAGUGUUCAGCGUCUGAACAAUGAAUAGGAGUCCUUGGUUCUCAGAAUUUCUAGGGUGGGUGGGUAUGAUUCCAGUCAAUGGGGGACCGCCCAUGUCUAAGCAUGUGCAAAGGAGAGGAGGGAGAUGGGGUCAUCUUUUGUCAUCGGGUCCUCUCUCCUCAGAAUCAGAGAGUCCAACUGGAGGGUGGGGGGCAGGCUCCCCCGUGGCAGGGUCCUUGGGGUACCCCUUCCUCUCUCAGCCCCUCCCUCAUGUGCAAUCUCUCACCCAGUCCCUCCUAACUCCCAGCUUAUGCAGGGCUUGCCCCAGUUCAGAGGUUUUGGAGUUCAGGGUGCUGCAUCCUUCCUUGCCUGUGCCCAGGUCACCCCAAAUCCUUCUGUUAUUUAUUAGGGCCGUGGGGAAGGAGUUUUUUUUCUUAGAACCCACCCCUGUUCUUCACACUGCCCCCCAUGCCUCAGCCUUGUACACAUGUGCCAUCAUAGGGGCACAGGUGGAGCAAAGAGGGCUCCCCACUCCAGGCAGCCGAAGGCAGUGGGCAGGGGAGACACUGCCCCCUUUUCCUGCCCCCUCCUCAUCUUUAAUAAAGACCUGUUUGUAACAGAA